Messenger RNA from Drosophila nasuta, 613 nucleotides. RefSeq lists its product as uncharacterized. The coding region runs from base 87 to 566 and encodes 159 amino acids. The record is from RefSeq and is a predicted model, not a curated record. The transcript has a single exon. NCBI's taxonomy places the organism in Eukaryota, Metazoa, Arthropoda, Insecta, Diptera, Drosophilidae.
UGAAGUGUUACUCGUUGCUGCUCUGGUUUGUCGCCUUCUCCUGCUGCUGCUGCUUCCGGCAGUUGGUGUCCGCUGCACAUGUCUACAUGGAGUUCAAUGGUCAGCACUAUGAGUACAACACAGACGAGCGAGGAAGUGCUCAUCAUCAACUGUCGCCCAACUACGAGCAGCUUCCUCAGCAACAGAUUUGGCCUUAUACAUUUGCCAGGAAUUUGGGAGCAGGCAACACAAGGCGACAUCAAUGGGGCUGGACGCCACCAGCACAACAAGUGAUCAGUGGCCCACCACAAGCAGCACUUAUUGCAGCUCCAAUUGCAGCAACACAUGCAGCUUCAAUUGCAACACCAACAGUAGCUAGCAGUCAACCCAGCUAUAAUAUUAACCUCAAUACGCCACAAAUGACGCACACCCAACACACGGAUGCAGCGGGUCAUGUUUUGGGCAAGUAUUCCUACUACGAUGAUGCGGGUUACCAUGAGCUGAGCUACAAAGCGGGCGCAGGCAUUGGAUUCGUGGUGAUGGGAGGAAAUUUGGCCAAGCCAACGCAGCAUUUGCAGUACAAUUAAGUUUUCAGUGAAAUACAAUUUAAAAGAGCUUAUUAUGUUUGUGCUUG